Molecule: messenger RNA, 2102 nt
Organism: Triticum dicoccoides
Lineage: Eukaryota; Viridiplantae; Streptophyta; Magnoliopsida; Poales; Poaceae
Exons: 3
Coding region: 1-1941 (646 amino acids)
Molecular function (GO): protein binding
Source: RefSeq, a predicted model, not a curated record
AUGAGUGCGAACUCUCAAGCGCGCCAGAAAGAGAUUCUUGUCCUUAUUGAAAAUCUUCUAGAACAAGAAGAGAUUUACUGGCUACAACGUGGUCGAGCCAAUUGGCUCCGCAACACCUCGUUCUUCCACAAUGCGGCUACCGCCAGGAAGAAAAGAAAUCAGAUUAAAAAGCUUUCGGAUGAUACAGGUGUUUGGUUGCAAGAUUCUGAUUUAAAGGACCACAUCAAGGGGUAUUUUUCAAACUUAUUUUCAUCUGAACUUACCCAACCGAGCCUGGAGGUUCUUUCUCUUGUUCGAAGGAAAGUGACUGAUGAGAUGAAUAAUGCUCUUCUCGCCCCCUAUACGGCUGACGAUGUUCGGAAAGCUCUCUUUGAGAUUGGUGAUUUAAAGGCACCGGGACCGGACGGCCUCCAUGCUAUCUUUUAUAAAAGGUUUUGGUCUAUGCUGGGGGAUGACCUGACUGACGAGGUCCUGCAGGCGAAGACGCUUUGUAUUUUGCUUGGAGCAUCGUACUCACUUGGGCCCUGCAACCCACUCGCACGGGCCUCCCCAGCGCACUGCGGCCCUUGGCCCUUCGUCGCCUCACUCUCCUUCCCCCCGCCGGCGCAGCAGCGAGAAGAUCCUCCGAUCCCCAUAUUUGCCGGCGACGAGCGAGCCCUCGUACGCGCCGCUCCGGGGAGCGUCGCCGCCGUCCUUCCCCGCGACGGCGACGCGUACAGCGGCAGAGCGGGAGGAAGCGCCCACUGCUCUCGUACUGAUCUGAUGGAAUACCGUCGGCAGUCAAUCACCAUGACGAAAAGAAGCCGUGGGACCAUCCUCGACGACCUCCCCGAGUGGAUUAUCAUCGAAGAGAUCCUCAUCCGGUUGCCACCAAAGGACGUUCUUCGCUGCCGCGCUGUCCGCAAGUUGUGGUGCAGUGCCACCUCCACCGACAAGUUCAUGCUCGGCAACUGCCUACGCCAGCCGUCGCUCCCUGUUAUCAACCAGGAUAUCCCUGGGCAGGAAGGAGUCACCUUCGUUGUCUUCCGUGACAAUGGUGUCGGAGCCUCCAAUCAAAAGCUCUGGCCAAUCAUUCAACACUCUAAGUUCCAUAAUCUCCUGGGGGCCUGUGAUGGCUUUCUCAUCUUGUCCGAUGCAUCCCAUUUCUGGAUCUGCAAUCCAGCCACUCGCAGAUGUGCUCCGCUACCACAACCUCGAGUUCCAUCGGCAGGGGGGUCCUGCAUCUACAUAGCUGGCUUUUACCGGCACCAUCCAUCUGGAGAAUACCGGGUGCUCUGGUUCUCGCAUGGCCAUGAACGUGGCUACAUUCUCUCGGCAGGAUCUGACAAGCCGAGAAUGAUCAGACGGCCGUCAGUGUCAUCGCGUUUGUCGAAAUGUAUGCGCGAAGGGGCUUUUGAUUCCUGCUAUAGUUCACAAGUCAACCACCGCGGCAGCCUGCACUGGUUAACAGGAAUUGACAUGGAGACUCCCAUGGACAUUAUGGUGUUCGACACUGUAACUGAGAAGUUCCGGUGGAUGCGCAGUUCUGGCCAGUUGGGCCGUCAGGUGUCAUUGUGGGAGAUGGACGACAAGCUUGCUUCGUGCAGCACCAAUGAUGCCAGCAUAGAGAUUUGGAUGAUGCAAGACUACGAGGCUGAGGCCUGGGCCUUGAAGUACCGGAUUAACUUGUUAGCGAUGAAGACAUCACCACAGUUUGAGUAUAUUUCUAAGAUGUCACUGCUUAACCAGCGUGAGCUGCUGAUCUGUUGUCACAAUCCAUUGGACGGUCCUGACUAUCUUUUGCACUGUGACAUUGACGGAAAGUUUUUGGGAUAUUACGAAAUUAAAGGGGGAACAUAUUCUGUUUACUUCACUAAUCAGUACUUUCAGGAGAGCAUGAUUCCACUUCCGUACAGCGAGAUGCAAGAAGGUGGUUUGGAUAAGGAGCCUUCAUUCUUCUAGGGCUUUAAAGUGGUUUGUACUUCUAGUUUGCCAUGUACUAAUGCCUUUGGAUUGUCCAUCCUUUAGGAGCAUAUGGUCCUAGUUCUUACUUUAUAAUACUAGUAGAACUGAACAACUUAUAUGGCUGUGCUCGCACUUUUACUACCAUCUGGUGCCUUUUG